AUGAAUUAUGAGACAACGGCGAAAUUGAUAUUGAAGCCAGAAGAGCCAAAAGCUUAUUUGGAUAUAGCUCUUCCCCAAAUGGAUUAUGUGUCAACAGCAAAGUUGCUAUCAAAGUUAAAAAAGCUAGAAGCUUAUUUUAAUAAAGUGGAUCAGGAACAACUCCUACGCAACUCUCUAAUUCUUGGUUCUGUAAAUAUCGUCCAUAAGCUGUUUAAAAAGGGAAUAAAGCAGCUAGCUGUCGAUGAAGAUGGGAAAACAACUUUGCAUUUGGCCGCUAUGUGCGAUGAUCAAAAGAAAGCAAUUAAAAUUAUUUAUGUCAUAAUAGGCGAAAUUUUUUCUCUGGAUGUUAAAACAAUGAUCGCCAAGCGCGACAAAGCAUAUAGGACUGUACUCCAUGACGCGGCUUUGAAAGGACAUAAGGAGCUUUGCCUAGGCCUUCUUAACAUUAAUUCUGAUCUAAUAUAUGCCAAAGAUAGAGACGGUCGAAACCCAUUAUACUGUUGA
Messenger RNA from Cryptomeria japonica (Japanese cedar), 504 nucleotides. RefSeq lists its product as uncharacterized. NCBI's taxonomy places the organism in Eukaryota, Viridiplantae, Streptophyta, Pinopsida, Cupressales, Cupressaceae. The coding region runs from base 1 to 504 and encodes 167 amino acids. The transcript has a single exon. The record is from RefSeq and is a predicted model, not a curated record.